Messenger RNA from Rhopilema esculentum, 6289 nucleotides. The record is from RefSeq and is a predicted model, not a curated record. Lineage: Eukaryota; Metazoa; Cnidaria; Scyphozoa; Rhizostomeae; Rhizostomatidae.
AUGUGUGCAAUGGAUGUACCAGGCGGAUUGGGGUUGUUCUUGAUUGUUUUGCACGGUGAAAGAUACUUUUUAUUUAGUCUGUCAGAGUACCCAAAGAGAGAGCUAGGCCAAAGAAAAAUUGCGUGUCGUUUUCUGCUGCAGGAUAAAGAAGAUUCUCACCGUACUGUAAAGUUCGACCACUAUGCUGAUGACUGGGAGUUAGACAAAUUUCUCAAUACCUUUCGCGUUGAUUUAGUUUUGGAAAAACGUUACUUUGUGCUCUAUGAAUUGAGGUCAGAAAGAAUUUCCUUUUUUUAUGGCUUUCUACGAUCACUUACGUGGAAAGAUAUUAUCUCUCAUUUCGAGAGCAUGAUAAUCUUCAGCUACUUGAGACUUUGCACAAAUGUUGCCUUUGAUUUGACACUUUUGAGAAUAGCUGACGGGGAGUUUUGCAAAAUGUGUGACGCAACUAUUGACGUGCUAGUCGACUGUAAACUUGCAGCAUUCUUUAGCUCCGAGAAAGAAGAAUUCAACGAGUUAAAAGACAAAGUCAAAGCAAUGGCAAUAACAUUUACAGAAACUGCAACAGAAAGCAGCGCAACUCUUGGUAUCGAGUCGGCAGCACAGGCCAUCGGGCAAGUUGCAGCCGGAGUAUUUGUCACAGUUCUAGUGGACAUUGCAUUGACAUCCCAUUGCGUGUACAAGGCGAAAAGGGCCAAAGAUCAAGGAAUAAUAAAUGCAAAGGAGUUUGAAACGAAAAUUAAAAAGAAGGUUUGUGAAUCAGGAUUUCAGUUUAUUGGAAGCACAACUGGAAGCGUCGUAGGGCAGAUGCUUAUACCUGUUCCAAUAUUUGGUGCUUUUAUCGGAGGUCUCUGUGGCAGCUUGAUUGGCACUGGAAUAGGAAAAGGCCUCAACUAUGGCCUUUUUGGAACUGACUGUAAAGGGGAGAAUGAGAUAAAAAUAGAGGCCUCGUUUGGCUUAAUCCUAAAGACACUGAGAAGACUUAAGGAAAGGAAUCCCAAAUCUUUUAUCAUUUACAACGAAACAAGUGUUAAAUUCGAAGAGAUGGAUCUUGCUCAAAUUGCGAAGAAAAAGCCUUCGUUACAAGUGCGAAAGGCAAGCAGAAAAAUUCCCUCUCCAAUCCAAUUUUUGUUUAGUGGUUCCCGAACGAAAGACGAGCAAUCUAAUCCCACAUUAAUAUCGGACACGUCUAAGUGUAUUACGAAACGAUUUCGACGAUAUAGCGACUCAACUGGGCUUUUUAGGGCAAAGGUGAAUAAAAAUGACAAGAAAAAAUUCGAGAAAAAGAAUUCUCUAAGUACCGAUAGCAUUGAUAAGGAUAAUGACGAUGAAGUAUUUGUUGGAAAUGGUAGGUUUACCCUCGCAGAAACUUCGCGCGAUGACGCCAUGACAGAAAAUGUUUUGUCUUUCAAGUGUAUGAUGAUAAAUGAGAACAUGGAAGAAAAGGUGGUCCUAGAUAAGGAGGAGUUGCAUGAUUGGCCAGGAUCUUUUACGGGAUUUAGUCAAAUACGAUCGAUGCUGAAAUUUGAUAAGCACAAUCACCCAACUACUGACGUAUCAAAAAAGGUUCAAAUUGGGAAAGGUAAAGUGCAGCAAACCUCUUCUGGCACUCGUGGCAUCUGUGAUGCAAAAAGCCAUGCACCAUGUGUUGCCUUGAAAACGGUGGUCGAGCCUUGUACUCCAGACACCAAAGAACCAAUUGGUGUUCAGGAACGUCGGUUUUCGGAUUUGCCUGAGAUUACCAUGGAAAUGGGAGCGAACGACAAAGAAGAUAAAAAUGCUUUACCGCGUGUGAUAAUAAAGAAAUUUGCUGACAUAUGGAGUAAAAACUUUAAAUUUGCACCAUACAAACAAACAUCAAGAGAUUCAGCAAACAGACAUGACAGCACGCUGGCUGAACCAAGGAAAAAGGCAGAAGAAGAGUUAUCUCCAGAGAAAAAAAGGGGCGGCAUGCUGCGUAGCUUUAUGUCUGCUAGUUGUUUCAGUUCAGAAGUUGGAUUCAAAUCUGAAAACUCCGAAUCCAAGAAGGAAUUGACCUUAAGUUCGAGGGAAACCAGAGGCUGCAAUGAUACACGAUUUGUAUCAAACUUCGAGGAAGAAAUUUUAAUGGAAGUUAGAGAUCAAAUGAGGGAUACCCAAGAGGAAAUAAAAGCCAUUGGGCAGAGAAAAUCAUUUUUGAGCAAUCAUCUAGCAUACAGAAAGAAGCUUUGUAUUGCACUGGAAUCAGAUGGUACGCAGCAGACUAAAGGACUGGCAGGCCAAGUAACAACUGCAGCAGAAAGUCAGGUGCCUUUAUAGUAAAGAAGCUGGGGUGUGUUGUGUUGUCCACUGGGCAUUGACCAACAAAUCUUUUCACACGAUGAUUGCAAAGAAUACGGUAUUUUCAUUUCGACAAAUGAAAAUCUGUACAGAUUGCAUGCGUGUAUUGUGAGGGUGCGUGUGCGUUCAUGUUUAUGCUUGAGCGUGGAUUUUCUUCUUGUGUGUUAAAUUUGUUCAAUAUCGAAAAUGUUUGAAAGAGGCUAGCCCCUUAGAAUUAUUAACGAGCAGACGAAAGCUUUUCUUGUAAAUUUCUCUCUAUUUACAUUGCACGGUUAAAAUGCUUUUGUUAUUCAUCGAAGAAAUUGGUUUGUUGUUCGAGCGGCUCUGUUGUUUAAUGUUUGACCGGCUCUGUUGCUCUGCGCACACCAAGACUUUGCCGUUGGAUUGUAUUUCAAAAAUAUAAAUGCUUUUGAGAUAUUAUUUGAGGCUUACAUCGUUAGGAUCGUUUACUACUGGGUUAUGACCUAGGCUGGGAAUGCUAUUUCAUCGAACAAAUUCAAUAGGAAUCUCGUUUUUAUGAAAACCAAAUAUAGCUUAUUUGUAACUAAUGUGACCUACUCUUAACAUUUUCAACUUUCAAGAUACACAGAGUCCUAUCCUGCUCUAAAUCCGAUUUCGGAAUAAAAUAUUUUGCAAAGCCUACAGUUGCCACUUCUCCUUUCCAACAUUAAAUCCGUUUUUUUAAUGUGGAAGGUACCUGAUAGUGUCGUUUGAUUCAUUAUAAUCUGCCUCAAUUUACCUUUAAGGUAAUAUAUGGUUCCAACUACGAGGGACGUGAUUUGCCCCUUUGAAAGCCGGGCAUUGUUUUCAUAUGCUAGAUUGUAGCUAAUAAUUCGUUUCCUAAUUACAUAGGGGGGGGGGGCUCUGCUAAGGCACGAAGGGUUUCAAUAAAGGAAGAAAACGAUAAAUAAUCAUAGAAUGUUUUUUCGAUCUAAGAUGUGGCAAAUAAAAAUGUGCUUUUGAAAAUCAAAAUAAUCUAGGGAAAGGUAGUUUUAUGGGUUGUAAGUAUGGUUUUUGAGGGAUUUUAACGUCACUUUUUUGUUCAAUAACAUAAACUGAGUCGAUUGGAUCAUUUGUAUAAUAUGAAUUAUAUACGUCAUGUCUGUGAUCAAGUGUCAUCUGAGUCAGCUUGGUGAACUGCAACAACUUGUAGGGCCUCAAUUGUGGCCAGAAAAAGCUGGGGCCAGAGAAACAUGCGGAUUUUCUCCGAGGGCUUACUUUUUCAACUUUUACAUAGCUUGUGUCAAAAAAGUUGCACAAACUCAUAAGUUCUAUAUUCUAUAUUAAUAAAAUCUAUGUAGUGCGCUUAUCUUCAUGAAAUAAUGCGCUUAUCUUUUGGAUAAUGGAUGAGAGGAGAGAAAAAGGAAAGGCGAUGAUAACAUUUAGGAACAUGAUGCUGGUUUGAUGUUAGAGGGAUUGGCUCAAUGUGCAAUACCCGACGGAUUUACACGCCCAAGGCCAGGGAUAAUUUUCUGAGGGAGGGGGACUAAAAGCUUCAAACUGUAACAAAGUAUAUAAAGCCAAAAGAUGAUUUACACAAAAGUUUGCAGCAUGCGUUUCUUUUACCAGGUUGGACAAGAAGACAGUGGUGCUAUUUUUAGGUUACAACGUUUAUAUUCGUUAGAUCGACUUAAUGCACUUGACGUAUUUUAAAGUGGAGCCAAAAUUUAAUGAUUACGUUUGUUUUAAAAAGGCCGCCACCAUGGUUAGCGGCAAAAAAUUUUUAUAAUUAGAUUAAAAUAGUCUAGGGAAGGCCAGAAACUGCAUCUAAAAUAGAAUUUGACGGGAAGAAAGCUAACGGUUCCAUUGCUCUAUCUAUUUUAAUGUUGACAUGAAAAGAGAGGGUCUUCCAAAGUUUUGAAAUUAUCUUAGCAUAAUAGUGAAUAUUCAACUUUUUACAAAUGAAUGAAACCAAAAUAAGAUGGAGAGAAAAGUAAAUAAAAGACAGUUUGGCAAUAAAGCAUUAGCCAGUGCCCUAGUCCACACACGCUACCUCAUUUGAGGAGUUCCGUAACCAAUCAUUACAGAUAGGUUUUUCGUUACAAACUUAACAACACAUCGAAGGCAUGUUAGAAUAGCCUCUUUUUAGGAUACUUUGUGUGCCUCGUUUCCAUCCGAUCCUAUUUGGAACCGUUCCAGGCGUUGCAAUGGGAUCUCAAUGGGAUCGGUUCCAAAUGGCAUCUGUUAGCCAGGCGUACUCAUUAGUGAACGGCUAGCAGUUCAACCAUCAGGUCCCGUUUAAAUGCGACGCCUAACGGUACCCAUUUUGAAACGGUUCCAUUUUGAACACAUGUAAACGCAGCCUAAGUAUCUGAUACGUAAACGCAGCCUAAGUAUCUGACACGAAUAGACACCGUAUUAGCUUGCCCCUAGGGAGGGGUAAAAUAUUUUGAGUAAUGUAUGCAAUGCGCAGCACCCUGCAAGGUUCUAUCAUAAAACAUCCAAACAAGUGGACAGUAUCUAAAGUGAGCAGUAUUUGCAAAAACGAGGUUCAAGGAUGAGAAUCGUGCGUGUGAGUUUGAACGAACGUGUGAACUUUUUAGGUCAUCACAGUCAGAGCACAUAUGAAUUAUUUUCAGAAAAUCGUUUUGGUCAUCGUAAACAGAACGGCUUAGAAAAUGGUUUGGUUGUACCAGCUGUAUUGCACGUGAGCAGUUACAGCAAAACUCUAAUUUAAGCUUUCUUUUAAAAACCUUAAACAACGGUUUUUAUUUGUAAAUAUAUAGAAAUAACUAUAGGUAAUGAAGAUAUAACAAUGAAAAAUACCUUACCUCGAAACCGCCUUGUUUUCUAAACGUUUUUAAGCGCACAUUCUUCAUAGUUAUAAGCCAUACCCUUUCAAAUUCGCGAUAUAAUAAUAAUAAUAAUAAUUCAUUUAUUUACAGUAGGCGUUCUUUACAGUAGUAGCUAAAACGAUAAGCUAAUUAAAGCCUACUAUUUACAGAAAUAAAAAUGAUAAUAUUAUACAGUGACAUAAAAGCUAUUUAAAGAAAUAAAUGAAAAUACCUAGGAUUUAAUUAGAUAAAUAGUUGAAAAUAAUUAUGUUAGAAAAUUCAUGUCAAGAACCCGACCUGUGCUACAAAGGUUCUACAUACCCUGCAGCUGCAAGUAUCCUUCCAUUGUUUAAUCUUUACCUUAAAGGUGUUAAGAGUAUUUAGGUUUUUCAAGUUUUCUGGUAGAUUGUUCACUAAUCUACUGUUUCUAAGACGGUAAUGGCUGCUCUUUUGUAUGAAUAUUUCAUUCAUAAAAAUAAUUCAUGAUAAAGACAAUCGGAGGCCUUCGAAAAGUGUCCCUGCAACGCUUACGCUAUUCAAUGAUAUAUUGUGCCUCUUUGUGCGAUAGCCUUCCCGAAACCCACAAAGGAGUAUGGUCAUGGAGCUGUCGUUACUAAACAAUCCAUUACUACACAUUUGUGCCUCUGUGUGCGAUAGCCUUCCCGAAACCCACAAAGGAGUAUGGUCAUGGACCUAUCAAUACUAAACAAUCCAUUACUACACAUGUGUGCCUCUGUGUGCGAUAGCCUUCCCGAAACCCACAAAGGUGUAUGGUCAUGGAGCUGUCGUUAGUAAACAAUCCAUUACUACACAUUUGUGCCUCUGUGUGCGAUAGCCUUCCCGAAACCCACAAAGGAGUAUGGUCAUGGACCUAUCAAUACUAAACAAUCCAUUACUACACAUGUGUGCCUCUGUGUGCGAUAGCCUUCCCGAAACCCACAAAGGAGUAUGGUCAUGGAGCUGUCGUUACUAAACAAUCCAUUACUACACAUUUGUGCCUCUGUGUGUGAUAGCCUUCCCGAAACCCACAAAGGAGUAUAGUCAUGGACCUAUCAAUACUAAACAAUCCAUUACUACACAUUUGUGCCUCUGUGUGCGAUAGCCUUCCCGAAACCCACAAAGGAGUAUGGUCAUGGACCUAUCAAUACUAAACAAUCCAUUACUACACAUGUGUGCCUCUGUGUGCGAUAGCCUUC